Messenger RNA from Sitophilus oryzae (rice weevil), 2531 nucleotides. RefSeq names its product ras-related C3 botulinum toxin substrate 1 (gene Mtl). Gene Ontology annotation, biological process: small GTPase-mediated signal transduction. The coding region runs from base 295 to 882 and encodes 195 amino acids. The record is from RefSeq and is a predicted model, not a curated record. NCBI's taxonomy places the organism in Eukaryota, Metazoa, Arthropoda, Insecta, Coleoptera, Curculionidae. Gene Ontology annotation, molecular function: GTPase activity; GTP binding. The transcript is spliced from 3 exons.
CAUUUUAGUGUAAAUUUUUGGCAUUUUAUUCAUGAUUUGUAAUUUUUAUCAAUUUUUGUGGGUAUGCUGUUUAUAUUUUCGUAUUUUCUGAUAUUAUUUUUUAAGAAAUAGUAAUGAAGAUUGGUUCUAUUAGGUUGUUUAUUAUUAAUUGGCCGUUAUUAAAGUUACAUUAUAACACUCUUUAAACCAAUCCUGGUGUAUAAGAAAAGACCCAGCCCAACUCUAAAAUAGGUUAUAAAUAUUGUGUUUAAAGUGUUUUAAUUUAGUAUCUACACUCGGGAAGAAAUAUAAAAUAUGUCUUCUGGACGCCCCAUAAAAUGCGUUGUGGUCGGAGAUGGUACAGUGGGAAAAACCUGCAUGCUGAUUUCAUAUACAACGGACAGCUUUCCUGGAGAAUAUGUCCCUACAGUAUUUGAUAAUUAUUCUGCUCCAAUGGUAGUUGAUGGAAUAUCGGUUAGUUUAGGCUUAUGGGAUACAGCAGGACAAGAAGAUUAUGAUAGACUUAGACCAUUAUCAUAUCCACAAACCGAUGUUUUUCUAAUAUGUUUUAGUGUAGCAUCUCCUUCUUCUUUUGAAAAUGUUACUUCAAAAUGGUAUCCUGAAAUUAAGCAUCAUUGUCCAGAUGCACCAAUGAUUCUAGUAGGCACCAAAAUAGAUUUAAGGGAUGAUAGAGAAACACUUAAUAAUUUAGCAGAUCAAGGACUGAGUCCAAUUAAGAGAGAGCAAGGACAAAAACUGGCUAACAAAAUAAGAGCUGUGAAAUAUAUGGAAUGUUCAGCAUUGACUCAAAGAGGACUGAAGCAGGUUUUUGACGAAGCAGUUCGGGCAGUACUACGACCUGAACCACAGAAAAGACGUCAGCGCAAGUGCAUUAUUAUGUAAAUUUUUCUAUUAGAUUUUUUAAAUUAUUUCAAAUUUAUUUUAAACAAACCAAAACUUGAUAUUAGGUAGAAGUUUUUAAUUUACAUCGAAUCUCUAAAUUUAAUUUUUCUGGUUUUUGUAAAACACAAGAGGUUCUUGCACUAACAAUUAUAAAUAAGGGUACUUUUUUCUGUUUUCAUGCAGCAGGUUUUCAUACUUCAUACUUAAUACAAAAGAGUAUAUAAUAUGUCCGUCCCUGGUACUGAUUUCUUGUGUUUUUCAAUGUUUUCUUUUUUAACUGACUUUAUAAAAUUGUUUGGUAGAAGAUAUAUUUACAAAUAGAAUUUGUUCAUUUAAAUAAUAUAUAAAAAAUCCUCUUCCAACACAAGAAUAUAUAUAAUCAAUCUUAUGAGGAAUUAAGUGAGUUUGUAGAUUAUGAUAGUAAAUUUCAUAUAACCAAUCUGAAUCUUUAAAAAUUUUGGUUUUGAUAUUAUUUCUUAAGGUUUUGACUUAUUUUUAUUUAUUGUGUUUACGUAACAUUAAGACCAAGGUGGCAGCUUGAAGCAGACUGAUAAUGUAAUGAAGGAUUUUUAAUAAAAAAAAUUAGGCAUUAUUUUUUAUACAGCUAGCUUUCACACUUAAAGAAAACGCAACAACUUUUUGUUAAUAACUUUGGAUUACAUGCCACUUUGUAACAUACAAUUUUAAUGUUGAAUCAAACGUUCGAAACAGGAUAGAACAAAAAAAUAGGUAAUCAAAAAUUAACUGUAUAUAUUUGUAUAAAUUUCUGUUACCCAAAGUUUAUAUUGGGUGUUGUUCAACAGCAUUUAAAACUGAUAAUUAUUAUUAUUAAUAAUAAAUGAAUAGCAUUUUUAUGUCAAUUAUUCAUUAUAUGCAUUUAUAUACAAGUUUUGUGCCAUUUAAGAGACAAUUUCUUUUGAUAUUUUUAAGUUGAGAUAUAGUGAUUUUUAUGAGGCUUAUUUUUUAUGUUACUGUACUACACAGUAUAAAUAUUAUUCCAGUGAAUUUUCAGAAACUUAACGUAGCGUUAUUUUGUUUAUUUACUUCUUAAGGAAACGGUAGGGAACAGAAAUACCGUAUGGUUGAAAAAAAAAACCGUCAGAGUGGUCUCUGAAACGACAAUCCAUGACAAUUUCAAAGGCUACUGUGGCGCCGUUUUUUAAUCUACGGUAUAUAUGCUGUGUGUUUGAAACUAUGAGCCACACAGUGUGUAAUUUACUAGAUAUUUAAGAUUAGUUUACUGGCCACUAAAAUAUUUUCAUUUAUAUUUCACAAAGUUUUACUGAGGGUUUUAAAAUUUGUUACAACGAUUUGUCAAAACAAAUAAUAACUUGUGGUCUUGACGCUUUUGCUUUUUACUUGUUAUUUUUGUAUUUAUAAGUAUGUUUUUUUGUAUCUUAACUAACCUUAGUCUUAAAAAAAUUAUAUAAAAUGAAUCUCCCCAUUUGUACUGAACCUAAACAUAAAAGAAUUUUAUGUUUUAAGACCAAAGUUAAUGUAAUAUUCUAGUCACAAUUUAAAGUAAGCGUUUCUUUGCACAAUGAAUCUUAUCAUCUCGAAUCUACGAUCACCUCUUACAUUUUUCUUUUUUUAUGUAAAUCACAUUAACUUUAUUACUUUAAAUAAAUCUAUAUAUUGUAAUUUGCUAA